AUGAACCUCUUCGAAGUCAUAGAUCUAGGAGACGAUGACAAACCCCAACAAGCCAUACCCCCGGACCUAGAUGAUGAAAACGAUAUAAUCAUCCUAGAAGACAAUCAUGAUAAUCAAUCCAUAUCACCAGAACCAAUCGACAUUGACGAAGCAUCCGACAAUAAUAGCGACGACGGUAGCAGCAUAGACGCAUUCGAUACAAUCUUCAUAUCAGACGACGACAGUGAAUCUGACUCUGACGAUGUGAUUUUUGAAGCUGCCCGUACCACACGUUCUAAAAAACCUCGUAACCGCAAUCCCACCAAACGACCAAAACCCGGCCACCCAACAGAAACAAAAGAAACCCCCAUAGACAAACUAAAAAUCAACGGUCUCUUCUUAGAACCCCAAACCAACGUUCAAAUCCGAUACGGCGCCGUCCUCCAAGACAGAUCGACCCUAGGAAACGGCUACUUUAUGAGAAUCAAAAAGUUAUUCAACCGUAUAGAAACCUACGCCAACAAAGACGGUACAGAGAUGACCCAAACCUCAGCAUGGGUACAAGGCCCUCUCUUUCGACGUCACAGAGAACUUGACGGUAUUCUUCCAAAAACAGCCGGAGAAGUCGCUUUACUUCGUGAGAAAGCAGAUGUUAGAGCUUCGGAUGUUGUUAACAUCCGUGAGCUCGUUCUUACUAAUAUAUUGGGUCGUGAUACUGUUCGAAAAUCUUACGAAGAUGCGAGAGAUGAUGCUUACGGACGGCUUAUCUGUCGUUGGAAGGCAAAGAUUAAAGAUAAUGUUAAUGGUAAAACGGGAAUGCAGCAACUUGGUGCCACGGGGUACAUUAGACGAUUAACGCAGGCAGAGGCGGAUCCUGAAUAUAGGAUAAGUGAUAUGGAACUCUCGCGAACAUGGCGACCAAAAUCGGCGCUCAAUAACAAGAUACCAAAAAAGGCGACACGUUCUGAUCCCGAAGAUACGAAACCGUUUGAUAUAAUCCCUAGCAUUGACCCAGUUAUCGUUGAUGAUAUUGAAUCAGUUAGCACCACAUCCAAUGCAAACCCAGUCAUCAUCAAUGAUAUGAGUGAUAUUCGUAUCGUCAACAAUACCGAACCAGUCAUCGUCAUUGACAUGAACGACACCUGCACUACUACUAACAUCGAACCAAUCAUCAUUGACGACAUCACAAUCUCCGCCGUCCGACCCAUACAAGCCGGAAACCCCUCAAAGCCAAUACUAAUCGAAGACAACGCCCCAGAAAACAAAAACAUAGAAUCCAAAGACUGCAUAAUGAGCCACGAAAUUACACGAAACCACCAACCCCGUCGCAGAUACACAUUCGGCGAUGCAUUCUGCGGUGCCGGUGGAGCAACCUGUGGCGCCGUAAUGGCAGGGUUUAAAGUAAGAUGGGGCGUCGACCACGACGAAGCAGCCAUCAGCUCGUGGCGAUCGAAUUUCGGUUUUAGUAUAGGAUACCAAGAAGAUGUUCACGAAUUCGUCACCAGGCAUGAGAACACCUACGUCGAUCUUCUGCAUUUAUCACCGCCUUGUCAAUUUUUCUCCUGGGCUAGAACUAUACCAGGUCAGAACGAUGAGAAGAACGAAGCAAGUUUCUUCAUCGUUCCGAAUAUAUUGAACUCCUGUCGCCCUAGGGCUGUAACCGUGGAGGAAACAGAUGGUUUGAUCGGAUUAAGUCGUUCAGUAGGUCAUUUCAAGUGUAUGCUGGGUGAUUUUACAUCCAUGGGGUAUAGCGUCAAAUAUGCAAUCUUGAAUGCCGCCUGUUAUGGAGUACCAUCCCGAAGAAAACGUUUGGUUUUAAUAGCUUGCUGCCCAGGUGAGACGCUCGCCGAUUUUCCAAACCCUACCCAUUUCUAUAGCUCGGAUCCGUUCGAGCCAAUGCCGGUAGGGUUAAAACGGGCUGUUACGCUUCGGGAAGCUAUCGGAAGGAUCCCACGACACGCCCCGGAUCACGAUAUAGAGAUACUCGAAACUGUGGCUCCGAGUUCAUUAAAACUACCACCUCAUGAAUGGGAUCAGCCUUUUCGGUCCACGAUAAAGUGCGGCGGCGGAGAAUAUAACUUACACCCCUCCAGAAACAGAAAAUUCACAUUGAGGGAAUUAGCAUGUUUGCAAUCCUUCCCUAUAGAUCACCGGUUUUCCGGGAAGAAAGGUGAAAAGAUGAGACAAAUUGGAAAUGCAUUCCCUCCUCGUCUUGUUGGAACAGUAAUGGAAUCAGUUAGGAAACACUUAGAAAAGAUUGAUGAAGAGUGGAAAGGUGGAGGUAUUCUGUAA
Molecule: messenger RNA, 2271 nt
Organism: Orbilia oligospora ATCC 24927
Lineage: Eukaryota; Fungi; Ascomycota; Orbiliomycetes; Orbiliales; Orbiliaceae
Exons: 5
Coding region: 1-2271 (756 amino acids)
Cellular component (GO): nucleus
Molecular function (GO): methyltransferase activity
Source: RefSeq, a predicted model, not a curated record